This is a messenger RNA of Ilex paraguariensis (yerba mate), 1877 nucleotides long. Lineage: Eukaryota; Viridiplantae; Streptophyta; Magnoliopsida; Aquifoliales; Aquifoliaceae. The record is from the annotation of a GenBank genome assembly.
AGAGAGAGAGAGAGAGGGAGAGAGUUCUGUUGUUCGUCUGAUAGGUAAGUCUUUCUUCAUAUAUUCGCAUAAUUUAUGUAAUUGUGUAUGUACUUGUAUUAUGCAUAUAGAUAUACGUAUCUGUAUUUGUGUAUGAAUCGGAUUAGAGUUUAGAUUUGUGUUGAUUUAUUCUUAUUAAAAAUUGUUAGGGUUAGUUUUUUGGUUUUUUUUUUUUAUUUGAGGCGGUAAUCCUAUUUUUUUUUGGUGAUUUUAUUCUUUAUAGUAAAUUUUCGAGUCAGAUUUUGUAGUAUGUUUUCGAUGCUUCGAAUUUAGGGUUCAUUGUAGAUGUAAUAUGUUAGUGUGUACAUCCUUCGAAUCUAGUCUUUAGAAGUUCUUGUUCAUUUUCCAUAAAACAAUUGGCGGCUCUGUGCGAUGUAAGAAAUUUCCACACAUCCCCUUUCCUCUCCAUCCUCGUUCCCUUGCCAUCCCACCAUUUGAUUCUAUCAUUUGAAAAGUUAGAUAGAAUCAUUGAAAAUUGUGAAAAAUUGGGUGAUAGAAGAAUUAUGAAAAGUUAGGGUGGUAAAACUAUAUUUUUUUUUUAUUGCAAAUAAUAGGCUGAUUUUUCAAAGAAAUUUAAUUGAGGGGUAGUUGAUUAAUGGGGUUAGAGGGGUAGUUACAUGGAACAUUUGUUAGAAUUGAUAAUUAAAUAAUUGAAAACUCUGGCAAGGCUUUUCAAAACACCUCCCACCUGAUUUGAUUGCUAUAUAUAUAGUGUAGCCAGUAUAGAUUUGGCAUUGUAGUGUGUAGGCAAUUCCUUGAUAAUUUGUAUCAAUUUUUUGUUUUGAUAUCUUGGAAUUCACAGAUGGCUCGUACCAAGCAAACUGCUCGUAAGUCAACUGGAGGAAAGGCUCCCAGGAAGCAACUUGCUACUAAGGCUGCCCGUAAGUCUGCUCCGACAACUGGAGGAGUGAAGAAGCCCCACAGAUAUCGCCCUGGUACUGUUGCCCUCCGUGAAAUCAGAAAGUACCAGAAAAGCACUGAGCUUCUGAUCAGGAAGCUCCCAUUCCAGAGGCUUGUCCGUGAAAUUGCCCAAGAUUUCAAGACUGACCUGCGUUUCCAGAGCCAUGCAGUGCUGGCGCUGCAAGAGGCUGCUGAGGCAUACCUUGUGGGACUGUUUGAGGACACUAACCUCUGUGCAAUUCAUGCCAAGCGGGUGACCAUCAUGCCGAAGGAUAUCCAGCUAGCUAGGAGAAUCAGGGGAGAGCGCGCUUAAUUAAUUAUGUUGCCCCGAUGUUAGUAAUUGAUGGAUUAGGGUGAUGUUCUUUGGUUUGGUUCAAUGUUAAGUAAUAUAGUUUUAUAGGUACUCAAACAUUUAGUAGUAGAUGGGGAUUAUAGGAUGUUGGGGGUGUGCUGUAAUGUUUGUCUUGGUUAGUGGAGGGAUGUGAAUUUAGUAUUUUCUUUGCUGAUUUCUGUUUUUGUUGUCACAUCACUGGUGUUGAACAAUCUCUUAAAUGUUUGGGUCCAAUGUAGUGGAUUUGUUCUAUUUACCUAUCCAGCCCCCCCCCCCCCCCCCCCCCCCCCCUCUUUUUUUUUUUUUUUGUUGGUGUUUUGAUACAUGAUUGGUUGAAUUAAUAAUGGUUAUAGGUUUAGUACUGUUAUGCAUUAAUAUUUUUGUAAUAUUUUAUGAACUUUUCUUAUAUCCGGUGGAACUUUUGUGAUGGUAUUUAUGUCUUUGUUUUUUUUGGCGGAAUCCAACUGUGUGCCAUAGUGUCAUAUGCUUUCAGUUGUAUUGGGCAAUGCAUGGAUGUAGUUUUUACUUGAUAUGUAUGGUUGAUGAUACCAUUUGUUUGUGUUUCCUCCUAUUAUGAGUUGUCUAAUCUCUCUGAAUGCAAAAGUAU